CAACAGCUCACUCAGCAGAGGAACUCAUGGCUCACACUACAUUCUCCCACCACUGCCUCUUUGCCUUCGAGAGCAUGGGGCAGACAAAGAGGCAAGUCUGUCUGACUUCAGAGGCAUUGAAAUACUGGAAUGGAUCUGUAAUGUGGUGCACACCAUGCUUAGAUUGAUGAACUCCACACUUUUACUAUGGUGAACCACCUCUAAGCAAUUGAUAUUCUGCGCCUGGCAAGAAGAAAGGACCAACAAACAUGCCAACCUAAACUCAUUCAAGGAAGCUUUUCACUCGAGGAGAAGUUCUGAGAUUAUCUACAACAGGAGCUUUGGUAUAUUCACUGCAGAAAUGAACACAGAGAACAAAACUUGUAGUAAGAUUCUGAACUUGAAGGAUAAUGGGAGCCCGGUCAUCAGUGCGAUGAUGUUCGCAGCUGGAGUGCUCGGGAACCUGGUUGCGUUCAUUCUCCUGGAGUUCCGCAGGAGGAAAGAGAAGAACCGGCAGAGGCAAUCUCUGUUCCAUUUGUUGGUGACCACGUUGGUCAUUACGGAUCUAAUGGGAACCUGCUUGAUCAGUCCCCUGGUGCAGAUUGCAUACUCAACCAACAUCACACUGGUUGGGUUGAGCGAGUCUCCUCCUGCUCCUGUGUGUCAAUAUUUUGGAUUUGCAAUGACUUUCUUCAGUCUUGCGACACUUUCCAUCCUCCUCGCCAUGGCACUGGAGAGGUGCAUCUCCAUCGGGUACCCGUACCACUAUGGGAGGCACGUCACCAAGCGCUGUGGAUACAUCACCAUCCCUUGCAUUUAUCUAGCCUGCUUUCUAUUCUGCUUGAUGCCGUUUGCAGGCUUUGGGAAAUAUGAACAAUACUGUCCCGGGACGUGGUGUUUUAUUGCCAUGAAUCCAACUGAGCCUGAGGACAAGGCUUAUGCCAACGUUUAUGCCACCGUGUUGCUGGUUAUUAUUAUAGUUAUAGUGGCGUGCAACUGUUUUGUAGUGUAUCAUCUGGUGUUAAUGUACCGGAGGCGCAAAAUGAACCGAGGAUCGGUGCAGACCCGGAGUAAAAGAGACAGGAGGUACUUCUCAUGGGCAGAGGAGGUGGAACAUCUCAUUCUUCUGGUCGUCAUGACAGUCAUAUUUGUCAUUUGUUCCCUGCCAUUAAUGAUCCGCGUGUACAUCAAUUCCUUGGUACAGCCUGAAAACUACAAGACUGAUCUAAUAGCUCUGCGGUUCCUCUCGGUCAACUCCAUCAUUGACCCCUGGGUGUUCAUCAUCCUCAGCCCCUCGGUUCUGCGCUUCUUCUGGGGGGCGCUGUGUAAGACCACCUUAAUGCCCUCCAGAAACUCUUUGUUUAAAACGUCCAUUUCCAAGAACCCAGCAGACCAAACCGAGCUGUACCAAACUGGUUCCACCUAUGUGGAGAGCACACAUCUCAAGUCUGUUCAGAUGAUCUGACAAUGAAGACAGAUGAAGACAAUGAUGAUGUACUGGAUGGAUCCAUCUAAAAAUCGAUAUGCUUUGGAAGGCAAGGCUCAUCGAGGUUUAAAGGGUUAGUUCACCCACAAAUGAAAAUUCUGUCAUUAAUUACUCACCCUCAUGUCGUUCCACACACGUAAGACCUUUGUUCAUCUUCAGAACACAAAUUAAGAUAUUUUUUGAAAUCUGAGAGUCUAUGACUCGUCCAUAGACAGCAAUUUAACUGACGCUUUCAAGGUCCAGAAAAGUAGUAAAGACAUCAUUAGAAUAGUCCAUGUGACUACAGUGGUUCAACCUUGUUUUGAAGCGAUGAGAAUACUUUUUGCACGCAAAAACAAAACAAAAAUAACGACUUUAUUCAACAAUCUCUUCUCUUCCCUGUCAGUCUCCUACGCUGUUUACGUAGUAAACACAUUGCAGUGCUUCCGUGUUCUACGUCAGAACGUUUUGUUUUUGCGCACAAAACGUAUUUUUGUCAUUUCAUAAAAAUAAGGUUGAACCACUGUAGUCACAUGGACUAUUUUAACAAUGUCUUUAGAACCUUUCUGGGCCUUGACAGUGGUAAUUAAACUGCUGUCUAUUGAGGAUUCAGAGAGCUCUUGGAUUUCAUCAAAAAUAUCUUAAUUUGUGUUCUAAAGAUGAACGAAGGUCUUACGGGUGUGGAACGACAUGAGGGUGAGUAAUAAAUGACUGAAAUUUCAUUUUUGGGUGAACUAACCCUUUAAAGUUCUUUAAUAGUAUUUCAAUCAAUCAAUCAGCCAAUCAGUAUCUAUCUAUCUAUCUAUCUAUCUAUCUAUCACCAACCCAUCCAUCCAUCCAUCCAUCCGUCCAUCCAUCCAUCUAUAUUUGAACAUCUUAACGGAUCCAUCAGCCAUUCCACUGGCGACCUGGUUUAUUUGUUGAUCUAAAAAUGGAUUCAGAAACCCCCUGGGGUUGUUUAACUGAGAUAAAGCCAACUAUGAGGUCAAAGGGAUAAGUUAUGUUCCCUUGACCACUAUUGCUUUGAGACCAGGGGCCCUGUCAACUGCGAACGCCAGAAGAAAAAUAUUUAAGGCAUGUUCAGUGGGCGUUCAAUCAUAGAGGAUUUUCAAAUGGCACGUUCUCCAAUGCAGUCUGUCACUUUGGACUCCUUUGUUAUCAAGUGUAUUAUGUGAUGUGGUUUCCUGUAUUUCAAGUCAAGCAGUUCUUCAAAUGUUACAUAUGAAAGGUGUCUGCUUGUAUUUAUAAUUCCAACAUAUUUAUUGUGCUUUAAUUUAUGUUGAUACAACUAUAAGUCAAUGACAUAUAUGUGUCUUCAUAAUAUGUAGGCUGAUUCAGUAGUAAUCAGUCAUUUCUUUCAUGUGAGAGAUUCCGAUUGUACAUAAUUGUACAUAAUGAUAGUAUAAGCAUAUAAGCAUGACGACAUGAAUGGUGCCGUUCGGUAGCUACAGACCUGUUCUUUGUCUCAAGAGAUUUGUUUUUCUGUGCCUUUGAAGGUCUUGAAUGUAUUUGUGAAAUAAUGUGACUCUUGUGUUAUAUAUGCAUGUAAUUUAUGUUGAAGUGUUGUGAAAUUGUCUGUAACAUUGUAAUCAAGUCAUAGCCAUCCAGAUCCACUGCAAAAAUGAGCAAAUCAAUAGGAGAUUGGAGUCUGGAGCAGGAUUGUGCGUCACAUUUAAUUUCCAAUUCAUUUUGAAUUUCAAUGUUUAUUGUUAACUAGAAAAGUUUGUCAAGACAAAAUCUUGUGUGUGGUUUGACAAAGUCUUUAAGUUUGAAGGUUUAUAGGCCUUAUGGACAGAGAAAGAAAAUAUUUUUCAAUUCUGAAUUUUGCCCAAACCUGCUCAGGACUCAUGUCUCUUGAUAAAAAAAGAAAUAAAGCAUGCAUACUUCCCCUGAAGCCAUAAAUAAGUAUGCAAACACUCAAAUGCUUGUCAAGCGUAUUGCACAUGUUCCUGUUGUACAUACAUAAUGUUCUUGCAUUACAGUGCUGUGAUAAACCACGGGACUCUAGGGGUAGAUAGCUACCUUAUCAUGUGUUUUAUUCAAGUUACUAGUUCCUCUACAUGUUUAUCAAAUUUUAACUAACUUGCUUAGCAAAUUUUUUCUUCAAACUGUUGCUCUGCUAUGGCAGUAACUGACCUGCGACCUUAGAAAAAAAACUGCUGGUAGUAAUGACACAUUUCUGAAUGCUAUUAUGUUCGAAAGUAUGUGAAGUUUGUCUUUUGAGCCUCAGGCCGCCUACCUACGUAAUUUCUGACAGACAGGAAUGUCUAACGUGUUUAAGGGUGUGAAAGGAGCCAUGCUAGUUUGACAUUAAAUCCACUAACUUUUUCCAUUGAUGAACAGAUGCCAACGUCAGAUUCUGCUCACAUAAUGCAGAGUUUCCCAAACCAGGGGUCACAAACCAUUGUAGGUUUGUGACAGAACUGCAGGGAGUGAAAAGCUAAUAAUACUGUACAUUAAAUCAGAAAAAUGUAAACUUAAAAUAAAUACAUUUAAAUAAAAAAAAUAAUAAAAAACAA
Messenger RNA from Ctenopharyngodon idella (grass carp), 3963 nucleotides. RefSeq names its product prostaglandin E receptor 2a (subtype EP2) (gene ptger2a). Gene Ontology annotation, molecular function: prostaglandin E receptor activity. Bases 341 to 1444 code for a protein of 367 amino acids. Gene Ontology annotation, cellular component: plasma membrane. Gene Ontology annotation, biological process: adenylate cyclase-activating G protein-coupled receptor signaling pathway; inflammatory response; cellular response to prostaglandin E stimulus. The record is from RefSeq and is a predicted model, not a curated record. Lineage: Eukaryota; Metazoa; Chordata; Actinopteri; Cypriniformes; Xenocyprididae. The transcript has 2 exons.